UUAGUGUAUUUAGUGAAUGUCACUUUUUGUCAUUUUCAAAUUUCCCGCCGUUUCGUCCCCCGUACGUCCCGAUGCUCGCAGGGAAUGGAACCCAGAAGACAGAUGCCGGCAUCCGCCAGAGGACAUUACAGGGCACACUGCAGGAGGGACAUCACGGGAGCACAGGACAAGGUAAGAGAAGAACAGAUCCUGGAGCAGCGCCGCAUGGUAAGCCCGAGUGUAGCUCGGGGUUACCGCUUGUGGUACUGAAAUUUUACCCCGAGCUACACUCGGGAAUACCGCCAGGAAGGAAUAAAGCAGACAAUGUGCCUGAUUUAUUAAACCUGGAGAAUGCAGAAUCUGGUGCAGCUCUGAAUAGAAACCAAUCAGUUUUUUUUUUCAAAGUCAAAGCUUAAUUGAACAAGGUGAAGUUAGAAGCUGAUUGGCUGCAAU
This is a messenger RNA of Staurois parvus, 432 nucleotides long. Lineage: Eukaryota; Metazoa; Chordata; Amphibia; Anura; Ranidae. The record is from the annotation of a GenBank genome assembly.